AUGGCUCCAGACACACCCUCACCUCGUACAACAGAAACUGGCCAGCCCAGUCGUCCAAACCGACGCGUUCAGUGGGCCCAAUCGCCGUCGCCCCAUGCACUCGAUGAGCAUGCACAGGAUCCAGCGGCAUUCGCACAUCUCCGGUUGGCGCUUGAGGAGCAUCGAGAGGAGUCACCCACCACGGCUCCAUCCACGGCUCCUACGACUCCAACACUACAUGAAACACGUGAUUUGGGACUUGACGUUUAUGUCGAGCCGGAUGAACGCGAUGGAUUGCCCAGACCUGAUGGAGCCGCGUCGAUUGAACGGCGUGCCAGCCGACUUGUCAAGGCGCACCAGAGUGGUCGGUUCGGAGGAUGGCUGAGGCGCCGUAAGCCUAGGGAGCCCGAGGAGAAAAACGAUGACGAGGCCGAUAUCGAAAAACGCGCUACGGCUCCGAAAUCGACAUUGGGAGUUGGGAAUAUGGCGACUGGUCCGGGAACUGGUGGUGGUGUCCUCUCAGCGAACCGAACACUCGCACAAGCAUCAUCGGAAUGCCCAUUCCGCCUCGGCCGGCCAUCGCACUCUGCGAGUGAAUCGCCCACAACGGGAUCCAAUUCUGCUAUUCAGCCUUCUCCAUCUGCGGGACUUUCCUUGCAUAUUCCUAAAGGACUAAAACCCAGUUCUCGUCCUGCGGCUGCACGAUCUGGGGGUGGUGUCUUUGGAGGAUUGAUCGCUAGUACAGGAAACAUCACUGGUGUAGCCACUCCCGCUGCUUCUACUCUCGGAGCAGAAGCCAAACGUCCAGGAUACCAUUUGUCGAGAUAUUCCGCAGACAAUGUCGUACAAAAAGCCAAGAAAUCCAAGACCGCCGCAUCUUCGGGAACUGCCUCUCCCUCGGGUGUCGUGACUCCUCCUCAACCUAAACAGGAGACCCCUCCCUAUCCGCUUGCAUCUACCUCAGAUUCGGCAGACGGCGAUAUGUCAUCCCCAGAUCGCGUUCGACUGGAGACCUCGUCGUACUCGAUUUUCGGAUCCAAGUCUACUAUUGCGGCGCCCGAGACGGCAAAAGCCAAGCGUUCAUCUCUACAUCUUGGUGCGCUACCAGUGCCACAUAUUCCUGGUUGGACAACGCCCGGGUGGAGUACUCCUGGGACAGAAGAAGGGGGCACCCCGUUCUCCGAGUGGGGGACGAGUGGAGAGGAGAAGAGACGUCGAAGAAGAAAGGAGAAGAAAAAGAGACAAGAAGUCUAUACAAGACUUUAUCCUGAAGCUCGCUCGAGCUUUGAUGAUGUUGGCGCGCCAUCCCAUCGUCUGGAAGCACAAAUCCAAGCCACUGCUCGUGUACUGGACAUUCAAGUCUCAUGCAUGUACCUUCCCUCGGUUAUGCUCUUCUCCUUCGGCGACACGGCAACGCAUACAUCCGAUACCAAGUUCUUGAAACAAUCAUCGGCCCUCGAUCUAGGUAAACUUCUUGAUGCCCAUCGGAUCUACUGGCGUGUGAUUCAUGACCAACUGGGUGUGGGUGAGGCCAGCCAGCAAUUGGAUGAACUGAUGAAGAAGCGCGUGCUCUAUAAGGGUUGGAUCACAGUCGUUAUCGGUGGAUUCUGCAGUGCCUUCAUCACCCCUAUUUCCUUCAAGGGUAGUUUCGUCGACGCACUUGUCGCGUUCCCCCUUGGUGCACUAUUGGUCUUUGUCCAGAACUUGAGUGCCAAGAAUGAGCUCUACUCCAACUUUGAGAUCACGAUUGCCGGCCUGCUGAGUUUUAUCGCUGGUGCAUUCGCUGCAUCCAAACAUGUCUGCUAUGCAGCGGUCGCGUCUGGAUCUGUGGUGCUCAUUCUUCCCGGCUACAUCGUCCUCUGCGGUUCACUUGACUCGCCUCUCGGUCUAUCAUCUCUGGCUCGUAUUGGAGCGGAACUCUUCCAUGCCGUAUCGGGUCAGAAGGUUUUCGGAUCUGAGGAUUAUCUGUGCACAAACGUUCAUGACGCUAAUGGGCCGUGGUGGCAAAGGACUGCAGGUCCUUAUUGGGCAUUCUUAUGUGUUCCUGGCUUUUCUCUAUUCUUGAGUCUACGAAAUCAGAGCCCUUCGGCGCAAAGAACUUUCUUGAUUUCGUGUGCCGGAUGGGUCACCAACCGUUUUUCGAGCAUUGCAUUCCCUGGCCGAUCUGAUAUUACCUCGGCUUUGGGGUCUCUUGCUGUUGGAUUGGCCGGCAACCUCUACGGACGGGUUUUCAAUGGAACAGCAUUCGUAGUUAUGCUUACAGGCAUUCUAUUCCAAUUGCCCAGUGGUCUCGCAAACGGUGGUCUACUGUCAUUCGCAUCGACGAACAACUCUGUGGGCGCAAACUAUUCCUAUGGUACCGGAUUCCAGGUCGCAGAGCAGCUUGUGUCUGUCGCUGUUGGCUUGACCGUAGGUUUAUUCUGCUCUGCCGUCUUGGUCCAUCCGUUCGGUGGCAGUCGGAGACGCGGUGGAGGGUUAUUCAGUCUCUAA
Molecule: messenger RNA, 2469 nt
Organism: Rhizoctonia solani
Lineage: Eukaryota; Fungi; Basidiomycota; Agaricomycetes; Cantharellales; Ceratobasidiaceae
Product: pheromone-regulated membrane protein
Exons: 13
Coding region: 1-2469 (822 amino acids)
Biological process (GO): transmembrane transport
Molecular function (GO): transmembrane transporter activity
Source: RefSeq, a predicted model, not a curated record